Messenger RNA from Pyrenophora tritici-repentis Pt-1C-BFP, 1251 nucleotides. RefSeq names its product GCD7, Translation initiation factor 2, beta subunit (eIF-2beta)-eIF-5 N-terminal domain protein. Gene Ontology annotation, cellular component: cytosol. The record is from RefSeq and is a predicted model, not a curated record. NCBI's taxonomy places the organism in Eukaryota, Fungi, Ascomycota, Dothideomycetes, Pleosporales, Pleosporaceae. Gene Ontology annotation, biological process: translational initiation; formation of cytoplasmic translation initiation complex; formation of translation preinitiation complex. Gene Ontology annotation, molecular function: eukaryotic initiation factor eIF2 binding; GDP-dissociation inhibitor activity; translation initiation factor activity.
AUGGCUACCGUCAACAUCCGCCGCGAUGUCACCGACCCCUUCUACCGCUACAAGAUGGAGCGUAUCCAGUCCAAGAUUGAAGGCAAAGGUAACGGCAUCAAGACCGUCAUCGUCAACCUGAGCAGCGUGGCUCAAUCUCUCGCCCGCCCGCCCGCUCACGUCAUCAAGUACUUUGGCUUCGAGCUUGGAGCCCAGACCAACACUAGCCCCAACGACGACCGUUGGAUCAUCAACGGCACCCACGACGCCAGCAAGCUGCAAGACUAUCUCGACGGCUUCAUUUCCAAGUUUGUCCUCUGCAAGAAGUGCAAGAACCCAGAGACCGAUGUCCACAUCAAGGACGCAAACAUCACGCUUGACUGCAAGGCCUGCGGAAAGAUCUCCGACGUCGACCCUCGCUUGAAGCUUAGCUCUUUCAUCCUCAAGAACGAGCCCAAGAAGGGCAAGAAGGACAAGUCCAGCAAGAAGGCCGAGCGUCGUGCCCGCAAGGAGGCCGAGGCUCGUGGCGAGGCUACCUCCCCCGACGGUGGCAGCCCUGGCGACAGCGCUGAGGAAAACGGUGACGAUGGCGACCUCGCCCUUGAGGCUGGUAGCGACGACGAGCUUACUCGCCAGAUCAACGAGGGCGCCAAGGAGAUUGAGGACGAGGACGCCAAGGAGGUGGAAUGGUCCAUCGAUACCUCAGAGGCCGCCAUCAGGGCCCGUGCCCAGGACCUCCCUGACGACCUCAAGCGUGCCCUUGUCAUCGAAGACGAGGAUGAGGGUGGUUCCAGCUACGAUACCUUUGGCAAGUGGAUCAUCGACACUGGUGCUGAGAAGGGUGGUGUUGAGAACCUCGACAACGUCGACAUCUACGUCAAGGCCAAGGAGCUCGGCAUCGAGACCAAGCACCGCACCCUUACUGUCAUCCCCCAGACGCUCUUCACUGAGAAGAUUGUCAAGCAGAUUGAGGGUCGCGCCCCUAUGCUUAAGAAGAUGAUUACUUCGGACAAGCACGAGAAGGCCUUCCUCGGUGGCAUUGAGCGUUUCGUCGGCAACGAUAAGCCUGAGCUCAUCCCCCAAGUCUCGGCCAUCUUGCUCAAGAUCUACGAGAACGACCUUGUCUCGGAGGAGCAGCUCAAGGCAUGGUGCUCCAAGGCCAGCAAGAGGUACGUUGACCUCAAGGUCAGCAAGACUGUCCGCAAGUCUGCCGAGCAGUUCAAGACUUGGCUCGAGACUGCCGACAGUGAUGAGGAGGACGACUCUGACUAG